Messenger RNA from Cuscuta campestris, 1703 nucleotides. Lineage: Eukaryota; Viridiplantae; Streptophyta; Magnoliopsida; Solanales; Convolvulaceae. The record is from the annotation of a GenBank genome assembly.
GCUCACGGCUCAGAAUAUUGACGUUAUGUGCCGUUUUGGAGACGUUGGUGUCUAUCCGAGAAAGGGUGGUGGUCAAAGCCGCCAUUUGCUCGGCGAGAGAAGGAUUGGUCGAAGCGGCGGCAGUCGAGGCAGUGGCUCUCGGUUGGCGGCAAGGACGAGGCUGUGGGAACGUAGCUUCAUCGGUUCCCGGGUGGAAGGAAGACUCGUCAAUCUCUUAAUGCUUCGUUCCUUUGCAUUUUGGCCCGACGUCCGUCUUGAUGUGGAACUCAUCAAGGAUCGCCAUGACAAGAAGGGCAUAGGGAAGCGGCCGGUUGUCGGAGGUGGCAUUGAACAUGUGAGUCAUCACAAAUUUACACCAAUUGAGAUUGGCGUUGUGAAUCAUCGCAUGAAUUGUCUUCGUGUCCUCCUGGGAGAGAGUGGUGUGAUUGAACUUCCUAGGCUUGAGAAUCCGUGUCAAAACAUAAAAAAUGAAUCGAUACACGGGACUCAUGGAAGUGAUCGUCGGACGCCGCUGUUGGGGAGUGGGGACGAAGUUUCGGAUGCCCACUUCCUCCAAGAGGGCGGUCUAGUUGAACCGCGCUCCUUCUUCUCCGACGUAGAGCCCGAGAUCCUGUUCGUCCCGACGAAGCCCGGUGAGGAUUUGAAUGUUUUCCUAAUUCAAAUAGAUGUCCACCCUAUUGACAUUAGAAAUCAAUGCUCCGUCCUCAUCCUUUUUCAAGUUCGAGUAGAAAGCUCGAACAAGAAAAGGGUGAUAAUGAGCCUUCUUGAUGUAGAGGAGGUCGAGGAAGUUUCCACCUUCGAGAAUAACCCGUGCCUCACGUGGAAUGGAAUCAUGAAUAAAGCGGGCGGUGGAGAAUCGAGGAGGGAGAAUUUCCCGGUGCUCAAACUUCUCCGAGAACCUCGUCGCCUCAGCGCGGUCGUUGAACCAAAGGAACGACCCAUCGAGAAGACGUACACCAACAGGGAUCUCGUGAGGAAAAUCCUGCGAAGCCUCACACCCGAAUGGAGAUCAAAGGCAGAUGCAAUUUAUGAAUCCAUCGGAGUCUCAAAUGUCACCAUCGACGGGCUAAGAGGUAAUCUCAAAACUUAUGAAUCUACUAUCCUAACCCCGUCUUUGGAUGAACAAAAGAAGAAGGGUAUAGCGCUGAAAGCAACCAAGGAGUCCGUGGAAGAUGACUCAAGCGAUGAUGACAACGAGUUCGGACUUGUCAUCAAGAAGUUCCACAAAUUCAUGAAGAAAGAAUUUGAAAGAAAAGGAAGAAAGCACGACGGGCCCCCGAAGUGCUAUGGAUGUGGUGAGAUAGGCCACAUCAAGCCGAGGUGUCCAAAAAACAAAGGCGGCAAGGACAAACCUGGCUUCAAAAAGCAACGCGCCUACAUCUCUUGGGGAGGCGACUCCGGGGAUGAGUCAACAGAUCAGGAAGAGGAGGAAGCCGCCAACCUCUGCCUCAUGGCGCACGAAGAUCAAACCGACAACGUUCAAGAGGUUGAGUUGUUCUUGAGCGUACUUAGUUUACUCAUAAUCUACUCUACAAGAGAGUCUCGUUCUUGAGUGUACUUGUGUUCUUAGACACGUUGAGAGAAAGUAUUUCUCUCGUUGAUUCAAAGGAAGGUCUGUUUCCUUUGAAGGAUUCGUUGAGGUUCGUGUGACUCGAACUCUCAAGUUGUAACGGUUUGUUAAGCACCCGCAAGCUUAACGAGAU